AUGGAGUUGGGACGCAUUCUUAAAAUCGAACAAAACAUCACAAAAGCGAGUCUUAAAGUCAUUAAAGCCUUUCAUAAAUUUGUUUUUGAAAAUGAUGAUGGUCGAAAUAAUAGACGUAAUUUGCGAAGGUUUGAAGGCUUUGAUUUCAAAGACGAUAACGACGAACGAUUGCAAGCUAAGAUAAAUUUUGCCAUGAAUAAUUUGACGCUAGGAGAAUUAAAUUCAAUUUGUCAAAUCCUAUGUGUGGAUAACGACGCGAAUGACAAAAAAGAAUUAGUUGAAAUGUUGUGUGGAAAAUUAUCUGAUCUAGAGCUAAAAAAUUUAGAUGACGAUAUACACGACGAUGGUUCUGGAAAAGAUGUUGACACCACGCAUAUUGAAAGAAAAAAAGGAAAAUCUGAUGACGAAAGUGAAUUAGAAAUGGCUGAUAUAAGUAAAAGUAAUAACAUGAGCGACGGAGAACAAAGUUUCACAAAAAAUUUCGAAAACAAUUCCAAGACUUUUCAUCCUAAAUUCAUGCUGACAUUUAAAGACAUUGAAGAAACUCUAUGCACCUUUGAUGGAGCUGAAUCACAUUCAAUAAAUAAGUGGAUCGUCGAAUUCGUAGAAACAUCGCUAAUGAUGGGAUGGAAUGAGGUGGAAAAGCUGAUUUAUGGUAAACGGUUAAUGAAAGGAGAAGCAUUGCUGUUUAUUAGAGCUGAAAAGGGAAUAACGUCAUGGACAGCCCUUAAAACAAAGUUAAUAAAGGAAUUUGGUAGAACAACAAAUAGCGCAGUUAUUCACAAGAGGUUAACUACAAGAAAGAAGAAAAAAGACGAAACAUUGUGGCAGUACUUAAUGAAGAUGAGAGAAAUAGCUGCAGAGGGAGACAUUGAAGAAGAAGUGUUGAUCGAGUAUGUGACGGAGGGAAUUGUUGACGACGAAAUAAACAAGACAAUACUUUAUGGACCAACAACAUUAAAAGAAUUUAAAGAAAAAUUGAAAAUGUACGAGAGAUUGAAGGAAAAGCAGGGCAGAGAACAUAGAGACACAAAGAAGGAAGAUUUUAUGCGACAAAACAACACAAAACAGACUCAAAGAAAACAAGAUACCAUAAAGGAACGAGAUGAAAGAAACAUGAGAUGUUUUAACUGUGGAAAAGGAGGACACCAGGCAAAAAAUUGUCGAGAUAAGGACAAAGGUUUAAAAUGUUUUAAAUGUGACAACUUUGGUCACAUAGCGAAAGAAUGCGAAAGGGAAAAACCACAAAGAAAGAAUUCCAAUCGUGACGAAACCAAAGAACUCUAUGUUGCUCAAGAAACCAAGAUGGAAUUGUCUAGAUACAAGACGGUAAUACUGAAUGGAAGAAAAAUCAACGGUUUUAUCGAUACUGGGAGUGAUUUAAAUUUAAUAAAAGUAACAGCAUUUUUGCAAAUAGGUGGGCCAAAAUUUGACGAAACGCCUAUAACAAUCAAAGGAAUCGGAGAUAAUUGCAUUACAACAUUGGGCAAGUUUAAAACAGAGAUGAAAAUGGAUGACUGUAUUUUUGCAACAGAUAUCCACAUUGUUCCCGAAGAAGCAAUUCCCAUGAAAUUCAUUAUUGGAAAACCUGUACUAGAGUUUGCAACCUUGACAAUAAAUAACAAAGGAAUCAAAGUGACGGAGAAUGGAGAAAAUAAAGAUUUCAUCAUGACUCGAGAAAUUGAAAAGGAAAGAGAAGUAUUAAGUGAUAUCUUUAUGAUUCAAAUGGACAGUAAUACCUUAAACGUAGGAAAACUUGGAUGUUACAAACGGAUAUCGAAUAUUGUACAAGCGUACAAACCACAGCAUCGACAGAGUACAGCGAUUCGAACUAAAAUAAUAUUGAGUGAUGAAAUACCAGUUUAUCAAUCACCUAGAAGACUGUCAUUUAUGGAAAAGAAAGAAGUUGAAAGACAGAUUGAGGAAUGGAUAGCUGAUGGAAUAGUGAGACCUAGCAUUUCUGAUUACGCAAGUCCAAUAGUCUUGGUAAAGAAAAGAGAUGGGUCGACAAGGAUAUGCAUCGACUAUAGGAAGUUGAACAGAAAAAUAAUAAAGGACAGAUAUCCCUUACCGGUAAUAGAAGACCAGAUAAAUCGUUUAGCUAAAGCAAAAAUUUUUACUACAUUGGAUUUAAAAAACGGAUUUUUCCAUGUACCUGUUGACGAGUAUAGUGUAAAGUAUACUUCAUUUGUUACCCCAAGCGGACAAUAUGAAUUUUUGAAAACACCAUUUGGCUUGUGCAACUCACCAGCUGUUUUCCAGAGAUACGUGAACGAAGUAUUCAAAAAAUUGAUCCACAAAGGAAUCGUAUUAACUUACAUGGAUGACCUGAUAAUUCCAUCAACGACAGUAGAAGAGGCUUACAGCAACCUAGAAGAAGUAUUGAAAACAGCAGAAAACUACGGCCUUGAAUUUAAAUGGUCUAAAUGCUAUUUUAUAGACACAAAGGUAGAAUACCUUGGACAUGAAGUUGAGGAUGGUACCGUUAAACCUUCUCUCAGAAAAAUAAAGGCGGUUAUGAACUUUCCUAUACCGACAACGAUAAAGAAGGUGUAG
Onthophagus taurus is the source of this 2556-nucleotide messenger RNA. Lineage: Eukaryota; Metazoa; Arthropoda; Insecta; Coleoptera; Scarabaeidae. The record is from RefSeq and is a predicted model, not a curated record.